AUGAAUAAGGCAAAAUUAAUGGAAAAGGACAAAAUAAUUGAGGCCUUGAAGAAAGCGGAUGAAAAUAAGCGGAUAACGGUAAAGCAAGAGCCAGUUGACGAUGGAUAUGAACCUUCUAUGAUAAUUUCAAAUAAUGAUCUUGAGCAAGAGCCAAUCGAUGAUGAAUUCGAAGACGAAGACGAUAUUGUUUGCGAAGGGCUUGUUCUCAAAAACGCGUCGGAUCUUUUAGAAGUUCCGAAACUAACGACGAAGCCCAAUGAUUCGAAGUGGAGACUUGUCGAAGUCGAUUUGAAUCAUCUUCCUGACGCAUUCCAAAAAAAUGAAUACUUCAAGAGAUAUUAUAAAAUUGAUUUAAUCAAAGGAUGUUCGGAAUUAGCGUGUCGCUCACUCAAUACUGAAACCAAGUAUUGUACAGAGGAUGGUCCAAUGAAAACUGUAGAGGAUUUGCGAAAAGAAAUGCACGCGUUCUCAGAUAAAUUUGGUUUCACUGAGUCAAUUGAUGAAAUCGACAUUACGGUUGAAGAAAUUGACGAAGACAAUAAUCUUCAUGUUGCGGAUAUGAGUUCGGCACGAAUGGAACGGAAUCUUUCGACGAAUAAAACGAAAAAAGGGGGAAAAGGAGAAAAAAAGGCAAUUAACUUUGCGAAAUUAGAUGUUAAUGAGUUAAUUAAAAAGUAUCGUUAUCCUUUUCUGAAGAAUGAAGGUGUCUACUUUCCUCUUGGACCUCUGCCGAGGAAUGACGGGGUGAUUAAUACGGAAGAAGACAAAGAAUAUAUCGAACGCAUGAUUGCUUCCUCAACGUAUGUCGCUGGAUUCGAGAAAAUUGUGCAUUUGAUUGCGCCAAAUUCAACGCAAAAAAAUACGAAGGAAUUCAAUGCAAUUAUGGCGGAUAUGAGGACUUGUCAGAAAUUAUCUGAUGUCGAAAAGAAAUUUACAAACAGAUUUGUUGGUCGAUUGCAAAGCGCUUCAGUCAGUUGUCAUCAAGAUAGAAGGGAAGCUCGUCGACUUCAUCGAGAAAAUCUUCAAAACGAAAUUGAUGGCGAGGAGGAGCUCGAACGAGAAUAUCGUGAUGCUGAUGGAGAUGAUAUCAAAUCGCGCGUCGUUGAAUCGAAAUUGAUUCAAAUGCAUGUGGAAUCUGCGAAGAGGGACAUUUAUUCUUAUAGUUAUCAGCAAAUUCGGAUCAAAGACCAUCCGCUGAAUUUAAAACAUGUCGAAGAUCUGUGUGUUUUUGAUAACGAUGAAAAGGAGUUAUGGACUGUAAUAUACGAGAAUCUAAUCUCAUACUUCCGAAAUAUGCCUCCGCUUCCGGCAUUGAUGAACAACAAAGAAGUUUCUGAUGCUGUGAGCAAAGCAUUCGAAAAAAUAAAUCGAAAUGAACCAGUUAAAGAAAGUUAUACUUAUUAUUGA
This is a messenger RNA of Caenorhabditis bovis, 1407 nucleotides long. NCBI's taxonomy places the organism in Eukaryota, Metazoa, Nematoda, Chromadorea, Rhabditida, Rhabditidae. The record is from the annotation of a GenBank genome assembly.